AUGGGCUGCGUCUUCUCCAGACCAGAGUACGACAACAAUCCGAGGAUUUUUGACGUGUGGAACGUUGAUGGAGAUGGUCGGCAUUUGAAGCCGGGUUGGAUUGAGGUUACAGAUACGCAGCUUGUUCUGUACCAAAAAAGAAAUAUCAUCGUACGGUGGCCGCUCUGUGGAUUGAGAAGGUAUGGUUUCGAUUCUGAAGUCUUCUCGUUCGAAUGUGGCCGAAGGUGCCCCACUGGUCCCGGAGUCUAUGCUUUCAAGUGCCGUCGUGCUCAGGAACUCUUCACAAUCCUCCAGGAAAGUAUAAACAGCUGUCCAAUCACUCCUCAAGGACCUUUAGAAGACCAGGUCAGCUUAGCUGAGAGGAUCUCUCCUGGUGGACAUUUGCCCUAUCCCGCGCCAGUGGAUUCAUCCGGGUAUUUGGAGCCAAUACCGGCGACGCCUGUUGGAGUGCAUGAAUAUACAGUGCAAUAUAACUUGCCUGUAGCUUCCAGAGCGAAUGGCAUCUCCAGAAAUCCUACAGCCGGCUCUCCAGGUAGUUACGUGUGCAUUCAUUCAGGAUUGGCCAAUGGAGCAGCGAAUGUUAACUCCCCAGAAUGGCCUGGCAUGUCGACGUCUACUUUGUCCACUUGCUGCAAUACUCUCGGGUCUUGCGGUAGUAGAUCCAUUUCGCCCUCUGCCCAUAAUUACGUGAAUAAUGAGGUGGUAAUGCAGAACUGUACGAACGGCAUGUGCUUGACGCAUCACCACCAUGAAUACAUGAACGCCAACGUCGUUGAUCAUCAGCACAGAUGCUGUUCGGUGCCAAGGUGUGGAGAGAACACCUACGUCAACAGCCCAAUGGUUGCCUUGAGUCCAGGACACUUAACUCGAGAUUGCUGUGGCACGCAGAAUUGUGCGAACUGUGUGGACGUCAAUACAAAUUAUGCCAAAUUAGACGAUCUCCUAAAACAGGAACAGUCCGCUAAGCGAUAUAAAGAACAGCAACACUUUUACAUGAACGUCGAAACUGAAGCCAUCGUCCAUUCCGGCAGUUCCAGCAGCAAAGGCAUGUCCGGGAGAUCUUCGCCUUCUGAAGAUCGCUUGUCGAAGAACUCACCCACCAGUCCAAAGGGUCAAACUGUUCCAUCUCAUCAGAAUGAUUCAUCCGGCAAAGAGUCCCACUGCUACGAAAAUCUAAGUUCGCCUUUAGCACCUGAGAUGGCCAAGGACGAAGAGUCCAGAGGAGUUACGUAUGCACUUCUGGAUUUGCAUUCCAGUAGCAGCAAACAGUGCAAUGGCAUAAACAGUACGACUGUCUUGUCACCAGUUUCAACUUCGAACAGUGUUCACUCGCCCGUGUGUUCGCCUGCGAGGACCCCAGAAAGCUACGCUCAAAUUGACUUUGACAAGACGGUAGCUCUGUCCAAUUCGGUGAAUUCGUGCCCCUUCAAUGACGAUAGUAUGAGAAAGACAAGGCACAAUGCUGCGAUUCCUUGCCAUAGCAUGUCCGCCUAG
Uloborus diversus is the source of this 1494-nucleotide messenger RNA. Its product is annotated as fibroblast growth factor receptor substrate 3-like. The transcript has 3 exons. The record is from RefSeq and is a predicted model, not a curated record. The coding region runs from base 1 to 1494 and encodes 497 amino acids. Lineage: Eukaryota; Metazoa; Arthropoda; Arachnida; Araneae; Uloboridae. Gene Ontology annotation, cellular component: cytoplasm. Gene Ontology annotation, biological process: cell surface receptor protein tyrosine kinase signaling pathway.